Messenger RNA from Macadamia integrifolia, 798 nucleotides. RefSeq names its product putative leucine-rich repeat receptor-like serine/threonine-protein kinase At2g24130. The transcript has a single exon. The record is from RefSeq and is a predicted model, not a curated record. Gene Ontology annotation, molecular function: protein binding. Lineage: Eukaryota; Viridiplantae; Streptophyta; Magnoliopsida; Proteales; Proteaceae. The coding region runs from base 1 to 798 and encodes 265 amino acids.
AUGUCUGCUAUUGAUUCCAACCCUGAAAACGCGCUCGGAAACUGGAAUUCAUCAAGUUUGCAUGUCUGCAAUUGGACAGGAAUUGGAUGUAAUAUUGCAAGAGAUCAAGUGGUGCAACUGGACCUCCAUGAUAGAUCUCUUGGAGGCAUAAUUUCUCCUGUUCUUGCAAAGAUGAAGUUCUUACUUGUAUUGGACUUGAGUGGCAACAACUUCAGGGGCCAGAUACCAUCUGAGCUUGGUUCUCUGUCUCAGAUAAAACAGCUUAGCUUCCAAGCAAAUCUUCUUGAAGGAGAGAUUCCUGUGGAAUUGGGUGCUCUCCAUCAACUGGAUUAUCUGAAUUUGGGAAGUAAUCGGCUUGUGGGUAAGAUUCCGUCAUCGCUCUUUUGCAAUGGAUCUUCUUAUUUGGAGUACAUGGAUCUUUCUAACAAUUCUCUUGGUGGUGAAAUCCCUUUGUGGAAUCACUGUCAUUUGAAGGAAUUGAGAUUUUUGCUACUGUGGUCUAAUCAACUUGUGGGUCAGAUUCCCCCUGCCCUAGCAAAUUCCACAAAGCUGAAAUGGCUUGAUGUUGAGAAUAAUUCUCUAAAAGGGGAGUUUCCAUCUGAUAUUGUGGAUAAAAUGCCACUUUUGCAAGUCCUCUAUUUAUCCUACAAUAACUUCAGUAGUCACAAUGGUAACACUCUCACAAGCCUUCUGGCGUUCCUCAAGGCUUUUCAGAUUAGUGGCUACGAACCCCCUUCCGGCGACUACGGCGGUAGCAACAACAGAGAUUCCUUCACCUCGGCCAUGGAGAGAGAGUGA